Molecule: messenger RNA, 1414 nt
Organism: Bursaphelenchus okinawaensis
Lineage: Eukaryota; Metazoa; Nematoda; Chromadorea; Rhabditida; Aphelenchoididae
Source: the annotation of a GenBank genome assembly
AUGUAUCCAGUACGUAUAUGAUCUGAAGCAAACAACGUUGACUAUCACGAGCAAGCGAUUUUACCCUACCCUACCCUACCCUACCCUACCCUACGCGACCCUACAGUAGCAGUGUGAACAAAGUGGCUCGGCCCACUGUCUAGAUCGCGAAGCGAUCAGACUUUACACUCAGUUUUUUGGAACGGGACGACCCAGCAAGAGGUCGUCCCUAAAUCUCAAGCCAUCUAACAAGGCAGCCUGGCAGUAGGCUGUCUUGUAUCAUCAAUGUCUUAUCCCAUAUAUGCAUGUUAUAUGAAAGAUAAAUAAAUAGUUUGGGCCCUAUAAUUUAGGAAUAUAUUUAUGUAAUUUAUAAAAUUGCAAUUCUACCCUACCCUACCCUACCCUACCCUACUUUACUCUACGUUACCCUCCUCAACCACUAGUACGUAUAUUAUGACAGCAUUUUUUUAGCCGUGACAAUGUUUCACUAGAGCAAGGUGAAAACAAAAUCAACUGGUUCAGGACAAAACUUGCCAGAAGGGUUGUCAUUAAUGUUUGUUUUUUUUUAUUUUUUUCAUUUCCAGUUCUGGCUAGAGUAAGGCAAUUGAAUUUUAAUUGUAGGGUGGUAACAGAACGUCAAAGCACGAUGUCAGUGUUAUCUUUAAUGUCACCGUCGAUUAUGCCAAACACACUAACUUUGAAUAUGAUGCAAUCCUUGGUGUCAAACCUGGCAAAGACACGGCAUUCGACAAGCUAGUUUCGGUUUAUGACAAGAAUGACCAGUAUUUGCUUUUGGUACCAGCAAUGAUAAAUGUAUGUACGUAGGGUAGGGAAUUAUGGGGUGGAGGCGGACAAAGAUUCGACAAAGAUAAGACCAUAUAUGCCAUUUCAGGAUGACACCAGCAAAGCCAAAGCCUUUUUGGGCGAAGAACCAAGCAACGUUUGUGGUGAAUUCAAUCUUGUCGAUUCGAAUUCGAACGUUUGGACAAAUGACUAUGUGUAGGUUACUAUUCCUAAUAUAAUACUAUACUCAGGGUAACGUAGGGUAGAUCUGGUUAUAUCUCAAGUCAUAUAACCCAUUUCCAGCCGCAAGGUCCAUAACGUGAACAUCACGUUCAAAGUUACUCCAUCGUUCGACUCACAUUUCAUUGUCAGUUCGAAAGGCAUCUCUUUGCUGGGAGACCACUUAAUUACCAAAAAACAAUACCGUAAUCUUCGAAAAUUCAACGUUUCUUACGGUGGCGUUGACUUGGAAAUUAAUCCCCAGGAUGCUUACAAGCAUAUAACUCAAUAUUAUGGUCUUGAUGCCUUCGUACAUGACGACUGUGGGUUUGACUUGGGAUUGCCAAACCAUGUUUUCGAAAAACAUUGCAUCAAAAUGGCAAAAGACGGCAAGAAAUACAAGAUUGGCUUGGCUGAACGAAAACAAGGAUAA